AAUGGGAGGCAUGACAAAUCUUUCAAACAGGUCAUGUCCUUUUGCUAAAAAAGGCAAUAUUUGCCCUUCAGCUAAUUUUCUUCUCAAAAACCCUUCAGUCUACUCAGGCCUGUCUGGACAAGCCACUAAAUAGUUCUAAUAUACAAACUAAGGUGUUUAAGACUGAAGAUCAAAAACAAUCACAUUUUUUCGUGUACAUUUGUUAUAACUUGCACAGUAAAGUCAACACGCCCUAAUAUUGUACUGCCAGAAUAUUCUCUGCUCUCAUAAGAUAUUAUAUUUGCAAAUACACAUGACUAUAUGCCUUUAGCUGCUUUUUUUAAAGUGUGCAUUAGCUUUGUCCAUUAUCAGUGACGCUCACUGAGUGCUCUAUAAAAGAUUUAAACAUUAGUUGUCUUUGAUGACGCCCUUUUUUGUCUUUUUCACAGCAGAUCGUGUCGUCAGGAAUUUACUGUAACUUCUCAACAGGUAGAGACUUGAACGCUCUAGCAGAGGAGGUGCUUUACUUUCGAGUCUGAGCAGCUUUAAAAUGCUCUGCUUUGGUAGAACAGACGCUCACAGUUGUGUCGUCUACUUACAUUAAUCCAAAUUUGGAGAAUAUGGACAACUCCACAGACCUAACAACGGACAACUUUGACGCAAACUGUCAGGAGAACGUCGACCAAAACCGAGCGCUGUAUAUUUUCUACUCUUCUGUGGUAGUGCUGGAGUUUAUCUUGGGUCUCCUGCUGAACAUUACAGUUAUCCAUCUCUUCAUCUUCAAGCUCAAGUUCUGGAAAUCUAAGACCAUUGACAUUUUCCUGUUCAAUCUGGUCCUGGCUGACAUUUUGUUGCUGAUUGGAUUGCCUGUAAAGGCGUAUAACUUUCAGCAAUGCAGUGAACAGAAAGUAGUGUGCAAAGUACAGCUCUUUCUGCAGUUUCUCAACCGAGGAGCAAGCAUCGCCUUCCUGACGGUCAUCUCCAUUUAUCGAUAUUUUAGCGUGGUCCAUCCUGGGAAGAGGAAAGUUCUGAGUAUUUUGAAACGAUCGCCUCAGAUUUCUGUAUUCAUCUGGGGGCUGCUGGGAAUUUUGACCAUUCCGGCCAUGUUGCAAAGUUUUAUCAGAUGCAACAGCAGUGAAAAAGAUGAGGAACUCAGCACCAUUGUUCUACUCAGGGAAAUUGUGUUUUUUACUCAGAUUUUCAUCCCCUUUUUUGUUCUUGUGUACUGCUCAAUACGGAUUAUCAAAAGACUCAAACAGAAGUCGGUGGGCGACAAGACUAAACUCUGGAGAGCGAUGUUCCUCGUCACUUCGGUGGUUCUCGUCUUUGCUGUCUGCUUCUUGCCAUAUGCCUUUACAAGAGUGGUGCAACUAAAGAUCAGUGGGCUCGUGAUGAAAGAGGAAAAAGUUACUGUCGUUAAACUGUACGAUGGGCUUCUUUGUCUCUCUUAUCUGAACUGUCUACUGGAUCCGAUCCUGUACUGCCUGAGCAGCAGUAAAUUUAAGAAGCUAUAUAUAUCAAUGUAUCUUCCCUUCCUGCUGGAGAAACAGAAACCGGAAAGUUCAGAAGAUACCGCAGAUGACUGAACCAAGUAAAAAAGAUGAUGCUUUGAAAAGGAUGUUGGGUGAAUUUCAGUCAGUUGCUUGCAAUUGCAUUUUUUUCGAAUACAUUUGGAAUAGUGAAUGGGUAGUAGACAUACAGUAUCGUGUCUAAGAUUUAUUUAUUUUUAAAAUGUUUUUUAAUCAAAGUCUGGAUUUUAGGGUUUAAAAUUUGUAGGAAUGUAUAAAUUGCAGAAAUGUAUGUUUUAGGCACUGUGACCAUUUUAAAUCACAUUUGUUUCCUACCUUUUCUAGUUCAUUUUUAAAUGGCCCUGCGGUGUGAAAGAUGUACAUACAGUCCAUGUAGUCAUUAUGAAUUCAGCGCAUGACCUCAUAUUAUGUUAUUAUUGAGCAGUAAUGAAAAAAAAAAACAAUUAGCCAUAUGCUUUUAAAAAUAGUAUUAGAUGAAGUAGCAUGUCACACUGCAGUCAAUUAAUUUUUUCCCAUUUUAUGGGACUUUCUGAUGUGAGUGACGUAGAUUUGUAAAUGUGACUCAUGACCUGUAGUCUAGAAACUGGAAAGUUAAGAUUUAAGAAACUUCUCUGUCAGGCACAGAGGAUGAAAUGUGCAAGAUUGCAUGUUUUACUUGCAUUUCAUGUUGGUUUGUUUUUUUAAUUAUUUGACUACUGAUUUGUAGAGAACAUGGUAUCUCAAAUUGAAUUUUAUUUCUUCACUAUUGUAAAAAUGCCUUUUUCUAAAGAGCAUAAAGAUAAAGGACUUCUCGAUUCCUACCGUUGGUGUUAUUAGUUGCCAGAGCCUCUGACUCAUUCUCAACCGCACCAGAAUAUUUGGUUGAGCUUUCCUUGAAGGCAUCUAAAUUCCCAGUAGGCUUGAGGGAAUCAGCUUCUGAAAAGCUCAGAGGUGUCUGGACCUGC
This is a messenger RNA of Onychostoma macrolepis, 2452 nucleotides long. It is a transcript of the gene gpr31, whose product is annotated as G protein-coupled receptor 31. Lineage: Eukaryota; Metazoa; Chordata; Actinopteri; Cypriniformes; Cyprinidae. The record is from RefSeq and is a predicted model, not a curated record. Gene Ontology annotation, molecular function: G protein-coupled receptor activity. Gene Ontology annotation, cellular component: membrane. The transcript has a single exon. Bases 600 to 1565 code for a protein of 321 amino acids. Gene Ontology annotation, biological process: G protein-coupled receptor signaling pathway.